GCUUAUACUGGAGCUGAACUGGGCUGGGACUGAGGGCACGACCACACUAGACGUCUGAAGGACUGGGCGUGCAGAACCAGUGGAGUGUUCACUGACACUGGUAAACGUGUUGACGUGUCUCUGCCUUUCUUAAAAAAAGAAAGAAAGUGGAAUAUACUCGAAUAGUGCUGAAAUAAAGGACACUUCAUGAUGAACACGAAUGGGCCCUACCAACAUCCCAGCUAUGGUGGAAGCAGUGGACAAGCAUCUAUCUCCUGCUUCCGCUGUGGAGACAUGUGUAAAGGAGAAGUGGUGCGAGUGCAGAAUGAACACUUCCAUGUCAAGUGCUUCACCUGCCAAGUGUGCGGUUGUGACCUGGCACAUUCCGGUUUCUUCCAGCAGGCUGGUGAGUACAUCUGCACCGAGGACUACCAGCGCCUUUAUGGCACCAAAUGUGACAGCUGUGGUGAAUUCAUCGCAGGGGAGGUGGUAUCAGCGUUAAACCGUGCUUACCACCCAAAGUGCUUUGUUUGCACCAUCUGCAGGAAGCCAUUCCCCAUAGGAGACAGGGUGACCUUCUGCGGGAAGAAGUGUGUAUGUCAGCAGUGCUCCCACAAACUCGUCGGCAGCAACGAACCUGUUAAGAUCCACGGGCCGAGUCAAUGUGCAGGCUGUAAGGAGGAGAUAACUCACGGCCAGUCACUGCUGGCUCUGGAGAAGCAGUGGCACAUCAGCUGCUUUAAAUGCCAGACCUGUGGUUCAGUCCUGACUGGGGAGUACAUUAGCAAAGAUGGGAUCCCAUACUGUGAGACAGAUUACCACAGACAGUUUGGCAUCCGGUGUGAGACGUGCCACAGAUACAUCAGUGGAAGAGUGCUGGAGGCUGGUGGAAAGCAUUAUCACCCUACCUGUGCGCGUUGUGCACGCUGUCAGAUGAUGUUCACCGAGGGAGAGGAGAUGUACCUGACAGGUUCUGAUGUGUGGCAUCCGAUGUGCAAACAAGCUGCAAAAACUGAAAGGAAGCUCAGGCUAAGACGCACUUCAGAGGCCUCCAUCUCCCCUCCUGGCUCCAGUAUAGGCUCUCCCAGCCGUGUCAUUUGUGAAAUCUAUGACAGUUUCGACUUCAGGCAUCGACGAUCCUCCAGCCCAGGCUACAUUGACUCGCUGACGUACAGUCGUCAGGCCAUGUCACCUGCCGCACCACGUUCCCCUCAGCUCUAUUACCGCUACGGCACUGAUAGUGGCAGGAGCUCUCCCUAUUUCAGUCAGCUUGAUGCCAGGUCCAACACACCCACCGCGUACCAAGCACCCAAGCAUUUUCAUGUUCCAGCCACUGCUGAGGCCAACAUCUACAGAAAGCCACCGAUCUAUAAGAAAAAUGAUAAUUUUGAAAAUGAAGCAAUGAAGACUAAAAACGGUGAGGAUAUCCUUCCCUCCCCAUUUUCUUCUCCUGACUACUACCAGCAUUCUAACUACUACCACUACAGUGACUCACCAAAAGCCUGCUUUCUCCCUGUUCUUCAAUGGCCAGGACUCCCACAGGACCACUACAGAUCAGUUCCCCGGACUCGCAGGUUCUCGUCAGGAGGAGAGGAGGACGGCUGGACUCAUAAUAUUAACAGAAUCCAGGCUGGGAUCGGGAGGAGGAUCCUGAAGGAGGAGAUGAAGGCCAGGUCUGGUUCCUAUGACAACGACCCAUGGGCCAGUGCUCGCAACUCUCGAAGCGGUAGCAAAGAAACCCUGUCCAAUCUGGGCUACAGUAACACAGUUAACGACUCUCCCAGAUCCCAGUACAGCGCAGACAGCGAUUCCUUCAUCUCGAAAUCAGCCUCAUUACCUGGAUACGGCAGGAACGGCCUAAACAGACCCCACAGUGCUGAUUUCUUCCAUUAUGACAGCACCAAUGCAGUGAACUGGGGAUACAGAGAAUACAAGAUAUAUCCAUAUCGGGAUCUGAUCGUCAGUUUUCGAGGGCGUAACCAGCUCCCCAGUGAUGUGGACAGAACGAGACUGGAGAGACAUUUAUCCCCAGAUGAGUUCUACAAGGUGUUUGGGAUGAACAUGCCCGAUUUUGAGCGCCUGGCACAGUGGAAACAAAACGAGCUGAAGAAACAGGCAAGACUGUUCUAGAAAGUGGCCUUCACUUCAAAGAUUCAAAACCAUGAACCCGAGUGCUCUGGAUGACCCAGCUAGUCUAAAACAGUCGAGUGAUCUGGAUUGGAGUUUGGUGUUAUUCAGAUUUGAAAUGAUAUCCUGACACGUUAGAAAUUUGACAGUGGACAAAUGUACAGACUGUUCGAAAAGCAAGAAAGACAAAGAUAUUUUCUAGCCAUUUUGACCUACACGUGUGCUUAAUACAAAACAACGUGCUGCUUGUUUGAGUUUUUUUCUGGUUUGCAACACAUCCUCUGUGAUGAACUUCAGGUUGAAUCGUGUAUUAGAAUUAUAUGAACAUUGCCUUAUGAUGAAGUGAGGUUAACACCAGCACGUAAAUGCAAAUGGACAGAAUGCUGAAUGAUCUGAUGCCACUAGUAUGUGGAAUCCAGCAACGAGAUAGAACAAUGGUGGCUUUACUGAGUUCUUUAAAAACUACAUAAUGUGGUCAGUAUGUGGACAGCCAAAUAUUAAAAACUAUGGACAUUAAUAUAAAACAAAAGAUUUGUGUGUUUUGCAAAACCAAAGUGGAGUUAUUUUGGUGCAUAUUAAAACGUGCCAUACAUAUAUUUAAGAGAUAAAUAGACCUAACAUGGAAAUUAUUUUUUUCUUUUUCUUUGUUGUGAAGAAUUUAUGGAUCAAAAUGUAUAUGAAUGUAUAUAAACAGUAUUUUAACGCAUCUCACUUGAAUAACUAAUUGAUGUUAACUUUAAGUUAUUUGUCUUGUAUUUUUAGAUGCAAAUAUUAGGACUAACAUGUUAAGCAAUUUGUGUUGCUUUGCCUUAAUUUUAAAGUGGUUUACAAAUGUCUUCUAACACAAUGACACUAUCAAAAUGCUGCCAUGUACAGCUGCUGCAAGUGUGGUUAACAAUGUUAACGUGCUAUGAAAAUUGAAAGGCUUUGACUGAUACUGGAGAAAAUAUUAAUGAAGUUUAUAUUGUUCAGCAAAAUGCAUAAUAAAAAAAUGCAAAAUAAAA
Molecule: messenger RNA, 3110 nt
Organism: Trichomycterus rosablanca
Lineage: Eukaryota; Metazoa; Chordata; Actinopteri; Siluriformes; Trichomycteridae
Product: actin-binding LIM protein 3-like
Exons: 22
Coding region: 187-2109 (640 amino acids)
Biological process (GO): cytoskeleton organization; cilium assembly; lamellipodium assembly
Cellular component (GO): stress fiber; actin cytoskeleton
Molecular function (GO): actin filament binding
Source: RefSeq, a predicted model, not a curated record